Mizuhopecten yessoensis (Yesso scallop) is the source of this 3684-nucleotide messenger RNA. RefSeq lists its product as uncharacterized. The transcript has 25 exons. The record is from RefSeq and is a predicted model, not a curated record. NCBI's taxonomy places the organism in Eukaryota, Metazoa, Mollusca, Bivalvia, Pectinida, Pectinidae. The coding region runs from base 64 to 3684 and encodes 1206 amino acids. Gene Ontology annotation, molecular function: protein binding.
GUCUUGAGUAAGGAACAUAACAACACAGGGGACAAACCUAAGUUACUUUGUGUGUAAUGUAAGAUGGAAGAGAUGUGUUUUUCCGGACUUUGUUUUUACUACCUCCUUAUUGCUGUUUCAUUGAAGACUUGCUGGUCAAAAGAGCUUGAUUGUCCUCCACUACAUAUAAUAAAUGCCAAAGUGCGCACAUACCCGCUAGGUUCUGUGGAGGCUAGUGUGGAGUGUGAGGACGGCUACAGUUUGAUUGGCUCUAACAAGUUGUUAUGUACAAAUGGAAUGUGGCAACCAGCCAAUCUACCUCAAUGUGUCAGCAAAUUGCCCACAAUUGUGACUUGCUCAAAUCCAACAUUUAGUCAUGCUACAGUCAGAAUGGACAGCUCGAAGAAAUCAGCUGAGGUUCACUGUAAUAGCCAAUACAGUAUCAAAUUCCGUCAACAGUCGCUCAGCUCACUUAAAAUUGUCUGUAGCCAGGGCUUACGCUGGGUCACGGUCGAAGGCUGGACAAACAUACCAGACUGCACAAGUGAUAUAGAAUGUUCUCCCCCUCCGGAGGUGAUUCAUGCCAGUAUUACUGAACGUCUCAACACCUGGACGCCAUAUACACAGGACACGCCUGUAACCUACAGGUGUGACUCCGGCUACAAACUGUUAUCUAGGGGCUCAUACGAUGACUUUCUCUUCAACUCGUAUUCAACACUCCGCUGCUCCGGAGGAAAAUGGGUUGGAGACCCACCUGUGUGUCUUAAGAUACCGGGCUGUAACAGACCUCCUGAUGUGGCCAAUGGGAAGUGGAACAUCAUACCUGGGAUGAAUGACCUUGAAAUGGGGGAGAACCAAGACACGUAUCCUAUUGGUACACAUAUCAAGUAUUACUGCAUUAACUCCAAAAUUAGAGGAGCUGAUGAGAUCGUGUGUCAUACAAAUGAACUGUGGUCACAGCUGCCACCAAUCUGCAUGAACAGUGGAGUUCAAUCCGAUUCCUGCGCCAAGUUUCCGUUGGUGCCCAAUGGCCAGUGUAUAUGUUACUCCCACACCUCUGAUCCUGACCAGUGUAGACUGCUCGGCUCUAUGCUGGAGUGUUCCUGUAUUGACGGAUUCCGCCUCGCGGGGGAAGAUCAACUUAGCUGUGUUAGAAAUAGUCAGGGACAAAAUAACUGGAGUGCAAGCAUACCAACAUGUGUCCCAGUAGACCAGUCCAUUCAGACGACAGACAAAGACACGGAUGACGGAAGCGGACACAUGAACACCCUGGCCAUUGUCAUUGCCACAGCAUGUAGUGUGUUGGGUGUGUUGUUGUUGGUGAUGGUGGUGAUGGUGUUUCGACGCAGAAAGCCCCAGGGACGUCUCUAUCCACAAGUAGGUGGAACCCCACCCCCGUACUCCCGUGUCUACAACAACACUAUAGAUGAACACGACAGAGUGGCUUUGAUUGGCUACGAGGCAGCAAGACUGCCGUCAUACGAGGAGGCCAUAAGGACAAGGUCAUUAGGACCAGGCAGGUCUGCGAGAGAGAUAGCAGAAGAUCGCAUUUCAUCAGCUGCUGAUUACAGACCUCUACCAAACAUUCCUUCCAGCCUGCGCAACAAUAGCCAGGCAGACACAGUGAGUAACAGACAUUCCAUCAGUACUGUGAGCACAGUGAACAGGGAUGGUAUAUCAGAGGUGUUUGGCUCUAUAGACACUGUCAAUGUGAGCAUCAGUGAUGCCUCCACCUCGGUCACUGUGGAUACGCUGGACAGUACGGCCUCACGUCCCUCCAUUGCCUCGGGCAGAGCUACUGCAGGCAGUUUGGAAACAUCCAGGGAGAAUCUCUCUACAGAAGAUGCCCCUCUUCUGGACAACAGAACAGAAGAUGAAUCUGGCACUGAGGAUAUUGAAAUACAGAUAGAUGAUGAAGAUAACAAGGAAAUACUACUGUGGCUAUCAAAGUCCGUGCUAAAGUUCAGAAGCUGGGCAUGGCUGAGAGCUCUUCAGCAUACGGAGGUAGGAUUAGUUGAUGACAUGGCGGUCCAACUACUUCUGUUUGUGUUUGCAUGCAUCGUUUUAAGUAACCAUGCAGAGCAAUCUUGUGGAAUUGCAAACGUUCAAGUGGAGAACGAAGAUGGGACUACUCAGGUGUUUGAAGUGAAGGGACUCGAGCCAGUAAAAGGAGAAUCAUGCAGUAUUUGUGCGCUGAAACCCGUCAACUUCGUACCACAGUUGACAGCACUUCAGUCCAAUGUUUUCCUGGCUGUGGGAGAAGUCGCCUCUCAGUGUGAUGACACCAAUGCUGAUCUACCUGAAGGACUUUGUUCAUCCUUCAAGGACACGGGCGAUUGCUCCAAAGAUUCUGUAUGCAACCAUGACCCGGAGGAUCUUGCUGAUGUAAUAAUGAAGAAGGGCUAUGUGCCGAUGGCAACUGGAGAAGCGGAAACUGAUAAGAAACUGGCUUUAGGGAUAGUUUUGAUGAAUUCUGGGAGUCUUGAGGAAGCUAUCCAGAUUCUGCUGAGUGUGAUAAAGGAAAACCCCAAUACAAUGGCAGCCUAUUACAUCCUGGGAGUGGCUCAUGUGAGGAAAGGUGUCCAGGAGAGAGGUAAUGCAGUGAGUGCCAUGCGAGACUUCACAGAGGCAAUUCAGAGAAGUACCACGCAUUUUGAACCAUAUGCGCGACGGGCUGAGUUGCACUUGGCUUUAAAAGAUUACAAUGAAGCUCUGAAGGACCUUAUAAGGGCAGAGGAGUUCCAUCCUGACAGUAAGGUAUACUUCAUGAGGGGAAUCAUUCACCUACUUCUGGAGAAUUUUGUUGAAGCAGAGGAUGACUUUAAAAUGAAUUUGAACAAGGAGGAUCACCUGUACCUACCAUCUUAUUACCAUCUUGGUCUGACUAUGUACUACCGUGGAAAAAUCAGGAAUGCCAUUGAAGUUUUUAAAGAAGUUUUAAAGAUCAAACCUGAUUAUGUGGAUGCUUCUACAAGUUUAGCUCAAGCUUUCAAAGAAUUAGGUAAUCUGCGAGCUUCUCGUGGUAAGUUCAACCAUUCCCUGAACAUCAACCCUAGUCACAGCCAGUCACUCCAGUUGAGAGGAAACAUGCUUUACCACAGUGGAGAAACUGUAAAGGCAGCCCAAGACUUUAAAAAAUGUACAGAAAUAGACCCAGAAAACAUCAACUGUCAGUACAUGUUAGCACUGUGUGAUGCAGCAGUGGGAAAGUUCUACGAUAGUGUCAAAGCUACCACAAAAGUUAUGGUGAAAAAUUCAAACGUUAUGAGGGCUUCACCAGAAUUUUUAAAAGCACAUUAUUUAAGAGAAUAUGUGCGGUAUCUACAUUCCCACCUGGAUAAGCCCAUCCAGGACCUGAAGCUGGACCAAGAUUUAUCGGAGGAGUUCAGAGAUCACUGGGCCAAACUUUUACCAUUCAAGUUCAGAAACGCCUAUAAAGAGCAGCCCGGUUUACAACCAGAUAUAAAAGAUGUUGUACUUAGCCAGAUAAAACAAUACCCUAGCAAUAUACAGAAUCUAAUAUGUAAAGCAGAUAAAAUAGGGAUGUUGACCCAGGUGAAUACAGAUGGCUACACUCCCAACAGAAAACUUAAUAUGGCCAUGGGAUUGGCAUCUAUACAUAUAUCACAAAUAUUAGAGGCAAGAUGGAAAGGAUUACGACAAAAUAAACAAAUGGAGCGAUCGUUAACGUGGANUUAUAGCUAA